Messenger RNA from Chelonia mydas (Green sea turtle), 3445 nucleotides. RefSeq names its product HAUS augmin like complex subunit 3 (gene HAUS3). Lineage: Eukaryota; Metazoa; Chordata; Testudines; Cheloniidae. The record is from RefSeq and is a predicted model, not a curated record. Bases 404 to 2221 code for a protein of 605 amino acids. The transcript has 6 exons. Gene Ontology annotation, cellular component: mitotic spindle; HAUS complex; centrosome. Gene Ontology annotation, biological process: centrosome cycle; spindle assembly.
AUCGCUCUCGCGCGUGCCGCGCUAACGAUUUCCCCUCGCCUCAGCGCGGCCGUUGGCCCGGCCUUUCCCUCGGGCACGGCGAGGUCACGGUGCCCUUUUGGGCGGUCCUGUUUCUGAACCGGGGCGAGCCGUGUGGAAAUAAUUGAUGAACAUUGGAGUAUUAAGAGAAAAAUAAAAAGGUUUUAAAGGACACAUUUCUAGGGGCUGAAGGAAAAAUCUUAAGUAAUACUUUGAAGUAAAAGUGCCUUUCUUGUUAAAAUCACUGUAUACGUAUUUUAAACAACUUCUUUUUUUUAUUUACCAUUGGGCUAGCAGACAGACUCCAGAUUUUCCUUGUGUUUGGAUAUUUUUUUAAGGCUGCUUGUAGAUCUUUAUAUUCAUAGCAAAAGUGUUGCUUAUAAUCAUGAACAGUGGAAAUCAAUUUGUGGAAACUCUGAAGAAAGUUGGUUAUCCAAAAGCUGCUCAACUUAAUGGAGAAGACUUUGACUGGUUGUUUGAAACUGUGGAAGAUAAAUCAUUUUUGGUAUGGUUUUGUGGAAAUGUGAAUGAGCAGCAUGUGUUAGCUGAAAAAGAACUGCAAGCUUUUGAUGCUCUUCUUAAAUCUGGCAAGCCUAUUUUAGAAGAAGAGGCUUUGGAUGAAGUUCUUAAAACCUGCAAAACCUUUGAUUCAAAAUCAAGUAGCAUGGAAGAAGGAGAACUUCAGAAGCUAGAGGAAGAGUUUCAAGCUCUUCAGAAAAUUAAAAACCUAAACAUUCAUCGUCGUAAUAAGCUUCAAAUGAUGGCCUCAACAAACAGCCAUAUGUCACUGAAGUUAAAUGAUAAAGCAGAAGAAGCAGCUAAAAUUCUGAAAGAGGGACAAGGAAUUUUCAAUGCUGUAAAUACUAAGAUAAAUAAUGAACUUCACUCUCUUACUGAAGGAGUUAAGAAGUUGACCUUUUUCUUCACCUUUUCUGACUCAGAACAAGGGUUAGGUCCUCAUCCAGUAUUUUUAUCCCAACUUGCCUUGGAUAAAUAUUUAUGUCAGGAAGAGAAAAGCACUGCAGCACUUACUUCAUAUACAAAAAAACAAUUUUUUCAAGGUAUAUCAGAAUUGGUUGAAAGCUCAAAUGAAGAAAAUUUCCAACUUGUAGAUAUAAGCAAACCAUUAAUUUGUGAUGAGAACAAUGAAGUCUGCAAGGAGAGACUUGAGAUGGCUAGGCUGCAGAUGGCAUAUAUUUGUGCUCAACAUCAGCUGAUUCAACUGAAAGCUAAAGAUAUAAGCAUAAACUCAGCUGUACAAUGGGCAGAGAAUAAUCUUCAAUCCUUAAAGAACAAGACUUUUGGAAAAGAAGAACACCUUGAGGCUAGAAUCUGUAGUUUAAACAGUGAAAUUUCAAAAAUAAAAAAACAGCUAACUCAAAUAAAUAAUGAAAUACUGCCUUCCCUGGUGAAGGAGAAUGCACAGCUAUUGAACAUGCCUGUGGUGAAAGGAGAUUUUGAUUUGCAGAUUGCUAGACAGGACUACUAUACAUCAAGACAAGAUCAAGUAUGCAAUCAGUUGCUAAAACAGAAAGCAUCAUUUGAACUUCUUCAGCUAGCUUAUGAAAUUGAAUUGAGGAAACAUCGGGAUAUCCAUCGUCAACUCGAAAACAUAAUACAAGAUCUGAAACAGAGCAGCAAGGCCCUAGAACAGAGACUGGAGAUGAUGUCUGACCCACUUAUAUCUCAGCAUGCAGUACCAAGGAACACUGUUGAUUCAAGGGAUGAUGUCUCUCAUAGGCUAUACCAGCUUUUGGAAGGAGAGAAUCCGAAACAACAAUUGUUCAGAACACAUGAAGGCAUUCAACAAAUGGCUCAGAAAUUAAAGCAAGACAUUACUUCAGUGCAAGAUCAGCUAGCAGUAUCUUCUCAAGAACAAUUUCUCUUUUUGUCUAAGCUGGAUAGUGAUUUAGAUGCACUUUGUGACUCUCUGUAUUGGGGAGGAAAUCAGAUCUUGCUUAGUAACCAGGAACUAACAGAGCAACUUUAUCAACUAGAAGUGAACUUAAAUAAACUAAAUCAGCUUAUUAUGGAUCUUCUUGCUGAUGUAAAGGCCAAACGAAAGGUUUUAGAGACAAAUACACUGCAUCAGAUGGAGAGAAAAUUGUAUGUGUAUUUUUUCAAAGAUGAAGACUAUUUGAAAGCUAUUGUGGAGAAGCUAGAGCAUCAGUCUCAGGCUCAAACCAUUGGUCUAGAGGAUUAAACAUUAAAUGCAUCUUUGUUCUACUGUUAAGAUGUGGAAAUAUUUAGUGUAGACUUUUUAUGAUUCAGUGGAAAAACAAACUGUUUUGAUAAACUAAUAUAUCAUUAUUAGCCUUGUCAAGAACAGACUGUAAGCCCCUGUAUAGCUUUUGGCAUACAGAGACUUUGGGUUCAUACUUCAGUUUUGAGGGUUUGCUUUACAAGAGAGAGGGAAUGCAUUAAGUAUCUAGAUACUGCUAGACUACAUAUUACCCUCUAUUACUUAAUAUGCAGAGUAAAAUGCAGAUUCCUGCUUCCAUGAUGUGCUUUUCCUUUGUCUUCAGAUGUUAUGAAAUCCUCUUCAUGUGUGAAGCGGAUGGUUUUCCUAAUAGUAAAAUUUUACAGUAAUUUCUGUCCUGCGAUCCUUUGAGAGGACGUAAGGUGCAGUUGUGCAAAAGUGACAGCAUGUUUGGUUAUAGACCAAGUGUGUCUGCAUUUUUUUUCUACAAACUGUCCAAAAUCCUUUGGAUUAAUUGAUUGCUCUUCUUUCCCCUUCUUGCUACUCUUUCAAACUCUUCCUAGAAUCUUGACGCUCUAAGAGCAAGAGUUUUGAACUUGCCUUUUUUAGCAGGGUGUCCCAAGGAUGUUUGUGUUCAGCAGAUAAUUAAUCUGCUAUGAUCUGUUUCUUUUUCUGGCUCACUCUAGAAUUUGUAGUAAUACAAAUUUCAGAAUGUUUUAAUAACUCUGCCAGAAUUAUUAAAUUUUUAAUGAGAAAGAUUUUUUGACUCCUCAACUGCAACCCCAAGAUAUGUGUAGCAAACUAUAUAGGAAACUUACUACAGAUUAAAGAAAAUUUAAUGUGAUUGCACACAAUUAUGAUGCCUUUUCUCUGCUGUGUCCAUUGGAUCUGGAUCCUGAUGGGAGAAGCAGUUCUUCUUGCUUUCAGGUCAUAUACAGAUAUGUUUAUAAUAUGUAUUUGGUAAAGGGAAGCAAAUUAAGACUGACUAUUUUUAUAACUGCAGGUAAAACUAUUUUUAGUGUAUAAAUAACAUUUUAAAUUUGUUUUUAACUGUAAAAUUGUAUUUGAUUACCUUUCAUGUUUAAAUGAAUAAGAGCAUAACCUCUGUUAAAAGUAUUAAGUACUUUAAAAUAUUUGACGUUUGUAAGUCUGCACUGUCUUUUUUUGAACCCUGUUAAAUGUUUAAUCAUCUGGACUAUAAACAAUAAAUCAUAUCAAGGGUAAAAA